This is a messenger RNA of Hypoxylon fragiforme, 1935 nucleotides long. Its product is annotated as Tim44-domain-containing protein. Gene Ontology annotation, cellular component: mitochondrial inner membrane. The record is from RefSeq and is a predicted model, not a curated record. Gene Ontology annotation, molecular function: protein-folding chaperone binding. The coding region runs from base 161 to 1834 and encodes 557 amino acids. Gene Ontology annotation, biological process: protein import into mitochondrial matrix. NCBI's taxonomy places the organism in Eukaryota, Fungi, Ascomycota, Sordariomycetes, Xylariales, Hypoxylaceae. The transcript has 2 exons.
UUUUUUUUUUUCGGAAUUGCCGCUCUGGCCCGCCUUCGGCCCUGGUACAUCAUCAGUGAAGAAAUUCCUUACUCUUUUCUUUCUUAUUUUUUUUCUUAUAAGUGCGGUUUACUCAAGAACUUCAGGGUCUCUUUAGGCCCUUUAUCUUUCCCAUCAUACUAUGACUUCUCUCCGCCAAGUUACGAGAGGCGUUCCUCCGCCAGCCUUGUUAGCCAUGCCCUCAGCUGCCUCUCGCUCUUGCGGUAAAUCUCUAGGGUAUCGACGGUUACUGUCGAGCGCCGGGACUCCCAAACCGGCGGGCUAUAAUGCAGCGCUCUUCGCAUCUUCGCAUAUUUCCUCAUCGCCUUUCACUUCUAUCCGAUCUCCAUUUGUUCCGGAAACCAUAACUACCUUACAACUACGUAACUUCCACCAAACAUACCGAUCCUUCCAAGAGCAAGCCCAGCAAACCGCCAAGUCGGGAACGAAAUCAGAUACCAAAACAGAUUCCCCCAAGUCAGAUGUAAAAUCGGACCCAAAUCCUACGGAACCUAAAGAGAAAGCCGAACAGGCCGCCUCCGGCGCAGACUCCGAAGCAAAAUCUGAAUCGGAAGAGGAGGCCAAGCAGCAGGAUGGCCAGGAAAAGAAGGAAGAGGAAAAGAAAAAGGAAGAUCUACCCCCGCCACCUCCCCACGGCGACAAGACGCCAUGGCAAGUAUUCAUGGAAACCAUGAAGACUGAGUUCCAGGCUUCCAAGGAAUGGAACGAAUCGACGAAGCAGCUGGCAGACUCCGCUCACUCAUUCACCGAAAGUGAAUCCGUUCGGCGAGCUCGUCAAGCGUACGAGAGUACGACCGGCGCCGUUUCAUCAACGGCAGGGAGGGUCUUGAAGACUUCUGCUACCGCUGUUGGAAAGGGUGCGGCGUGGACCUGGGAGACACCAGUCAUGAAAGGUGUUCGAAAAGGCGCAAACUUAACUGGAGAUAUACUGGACAAAGCAACCAAGCCAAUAAGAGAGACUGAGGCAUACAAAAAUGUCAAGGAUGUCAUUGACGACGGAAGUAGUUCCAGAUACGGCGGUUGGGUAGAAAAGGAAGAACGAAGAAAGGCAAGAGAGCUUCGUGAGAAGCAGGCUCGCUCCAUCCAUGGCAAGGUGGAAGAAAUGACCGAGAAUCCCAACGCUGGAACAAACGUCACCCUUCACAAAGAUGCUGCUUGGAAGGAAGCAUGGCGGGACUUCAAAGAUCAGAACAAAUUGGUCCAGGGACUGUUCAACAUGAAGAGCGUAUACCAGGAAUCCGAGAACCCUCUGAUCAGCACGGCGCGAAGCAUCACCGAUCGCGUUGCCGGAUUUUUUGCUGAAAACGAAACCGCCAUGGUGAUCAAGAAAUUCCGCUCCAUGGACCCCAACUUCCAGAUCGAACCGUUCUUGCAAGAGCUUAGAGAAUAUAUCUUACCCGAGGUGCUCGACGCCUACGUCAAAGGCGAUACUGAGACAUUGAAAUUAUGGCUCUCGGCGGCCCAGUACUCGGUAUACGAAGCCUUGACAAAGCAAUAUCUCCAAGCCGGCUUGAAGUCGGACGGCCGAAUCCUAGAUAUACGGCACGUCGACAUCAUGAAAGCCCGCAUGCUUGACCCAGGCGAGAUCCCAAUCUUCAUCAUCACCUGCCGAACACAGGAGGUCCACGUAUACCGCAACGCCAAGACAAACCAGCUUGCCGCCGGAAUGGAGGAUAAAGUCCAACUUGUCACCUACGCCAUCGGCAUCACUCGAACCCCCGAAGACGUCAACAACCCCGAGACAAGGGGUUGGAGGCUCCUCGAGAUGCAGAAGAGCGGAAGAGACUAUAUAUAAAAAGCAGGCAAUGAUAAAUCCCCAAUCUACUACAACUGCAGGGCUCUAUCCCCACGAUAUCCCGGAUAUAUGUCACAUUUUAUUUACUUGUAUUGUACUAC